CUGUUUCCCUCCCUUUUGUUUUCUCUCUCACUUUUAAUUCUUCAUUUCUUCGUAUUUAGGGUUUUUUUAACAUAAACUAACCAUUUAUAGACUUUUUAGGGACUCCAUUUCAAUAAAUUCAUAAAAAAAUCCUCAACUACUUGGAUCGAAACUCAAACGAGAGGGGGAAAAGUAGCGUUCUUUUCUCAACUAAAGGGGGAAAUGGAGUCAAAUUCAUGGAGAUUUAGAUUUUCCAAUUCUUCGUCUUCGUCUUCCUCAAGGCGUCAUCAACCCCGAUCUGAUCUGUUUCUGGGAGGAGGAUAUGAAGAAGUUGACGGAGAUGAGGAUUUCAAGGCGGAGUUUUUAUGUCCGUUCUGCGCUGAGGAUUUCGAUAUUGUUGGACUUUGUUGUCACAUCGAUGAGGAGCAUCCCCUAGAAGUAAAAAAUGGGGUGUGCCCGGUUUGCGUGAAGAGAGUCGGGAUGGAUAUUGUUAGCCACAUUACUAUGCAACAUGGGAAUUUUCUUAAGCUACAGCGCAGGCGAAGAUUACGCAAGGGUGGAUCGAAUUUGACAUUUUCUAUGUUGAGAAAAGAACUGCGAGAAGGAAACUUGCAUUCCCUUCUUGGAGGAUCUUCGUGCAUUGUUUCUCCCUCCAAUGUUGAAGCCGAUCCAUUACUGUCAUCCUUUAUGUUCAAUCCACUGACAACCGAUGAGCCUUUAAGCUUUCAGUCUCUUUCGAUUGUUGAACCAAGUGCAGAGAAGGAAAGCUUAGAUAAAGAAUCUCUAGAAAGAAAACCUCAACAGUCACAACUGUCAGACAAGGAGCACGAGGAGAAGGCUCGAAGGUGUGAAUUUGUCCGAGGACUGUUGAUAUCGACUAUACUCGAUGAGAAUUUAUAAGUCAAUGAGGGUGUUUGUAGAAUCUAUUGGCAAAAAUAUAAUAAUAGGUCUGAGAGUAAAGCAUAAAGAGGAAGAUGUUCAGUCUGCCUCAUAAAUGGCAAUCGGUUGGUUAAAGCUCGAACAAAACUAUGUAUUCCUAUUGUAUUUAGGGCUUUUGUGCAUAAUGGAAAGAUGGAAUAACUUUUAUCCUA
Molecule: messenger RNA, 1070 nt
Organism: Hibiscus syriacus
Lineage: Eukaryota; Viridiplantae; Streptophyta; Magnoliopsida; Malvales; Malvaceae
Product: protein DEHYDRATION-INDUCED 19 homolog 4-like
Exons: 5
Coding region: 202-879 (225 amino acids)
Source: RefSeq, a predicted model, not a curated record